Anisakis simplex (herring worm) is the source of this 882-nucleotide messenger RNA. The record is from the annotation of a GenBank genome assembly. NCBI's taxonomy places the organism in Eukaryota, Metazoa, Nematoda, Chromadorea, Rhabditida, Anisakidae.
AUGUUCUGGCGGAAAUGGGUUCCGCAUGAGGACGCGAUCAGCGUCUCCGGAAUGGCAGUGCAUAAUCGUGCGCGUAAACCAAAAACUGACUCGAAAUACAAAUUAUCCUCCGUGCAGUCAGAUCAAUCACAAUUACCUUUGAGCCGUUGGAUUGGUAGUUUCAUGACGCGUUACAAACGAUCACCAGUCCAUUCAAAAAGCUCUUACACGCUCAAGGUCGCAGAUGAUGAGCUCAGUCCAUUCGGUCUCAUCGCCAAAUCACUUCUGAAAUUGGUACACACUAUGAAGGGGAAACCAACAUCGAAAACAUUCGAAGCAGUGCUGGAUGAUGUUCGAAGAGAGCAUGAAACAGUCAUGAAGAAAAAAGCUGAAAAUGAUUUCCUCAAAAACCAAAUGAACAAAAUAUAUGGUCCAAACAUCGGUAUGAAGAAGGGUGUCCCAACGAAAUCAUUUUUCACUAAGGGAGACAAACUGGCGAUGAAUGGCUUGCUCGAUGUGGAUCAAACUGAAGAUGACCAAUCAACAGCAGAUCCGAAUCAGGAAAUAAUCGCUGAACAAACGAAAUUUAUCCGUCAAGUCGUUGAACUUGUGAAAACAAUGGGAAUUGAUAAUGAUACAGAUGUUGGCCAACUCACACUGUUUUCUCCACGAAUCCUAUCGAUAACACCCGAAGAAGCACGAACAAAGACGAUGAAUCUGUUUUCACCAUCGAUAUUCAGUCUUCACGAUCAAGGUGACGGGCUUGAGGCGCUUCUGAGCGUUCCGAAGGCGGUAAAAACCAUUCAAGAUCCUGACUACAGGCAAUGGAUGAACUUGAUUUUGGAAGCGUCUGGAGUACCUGAUGUUAUUGAAGAGACACACGUACGUGUUAUAGUGCAAUGA